Messenger RNA from Lutra lutra (Eurasian river otter), 635 nucleotides. RefSeq names its product trehalase-like. NCBI's taxonomy places the organism in Eukaryota, Metazoa, Chordata, Mammalia, Carnivora, Mustelidae. Gene Ontology annotation, biological process: trehalose catabolic process. Gene Ontology annotation, molecular function: alpha,alpha-trehalase activity. The record is from RefSeq and is a predicted model, not a curated record. The transcript has 4 exons. The coding region runs from base 16 to 606 and encodes 196 amino acids.
ACUCCGGAGGUCGGCAUGUGGGGGCCAAGCAGACCUGGCUCCCAGCGGCUCUGGCUUGACCAAGGCCACACGGCUGACCAGCAGCAGAGCCCGAACUCGUGCCCCCGCUGCCAGGGCAUCCACACCGAGGGGCCUGUGGGCUCCCUGUGCCCUCUCUCCCGACUGCAGGUGAAGCCAGAGGUCCUCAGCCGCCCGGAGCAGUUCUCUCUCAUCUACUCGGCCCACCCCUCCAUCGUGCCUGGUGGACGCUUCGUCGAAUUCUCCUACUGGGACUCCUACUGGGUGAUGGAGGGGCUGCUCCUGUCUGAGAUGCCCCAGACGGUGAAGGGCAUGCUGCAGAACUUCCUGGACCUGGUGCGGCUCUAUGGACACGUCCCCAACGGGGCCCGCGUGUACUACCUGCAGCGGAGCCAGCCUCCCCUCCUGACUCUCAUGAUGGACCGCUACGUGACCCACACCAACGACACCGCCUUCCUCAGGGACAACAUAGAGACCCUAGCCUUGGAACUGGACUUCUGGAUGGAGAACAGGACCAUCUCUGUGAGCUCGGAGGGCCAGAGCUACUUCCUGAACCACUAUGCUGUCCCUUACGGGGGCCCCAGGUAAGGAGCUGCUGCCAGCCUCUUGGUCUCUAG